AUGUCGACCUUCGAGCCAGUCAUCACGAUCGAUGCCAAGGGUCACCUUCUUGGUCGACUUGCAAGUACUGUUGCAAAGCAGUUGCUUAACGGCCAGAAGAUCGUCGUUGUACGAUGUGAAGCCUUGAACAUCUCCGGAGAAUUUUUCCGUGCGAAGCUCAAGUACCACGCCUACCUCCGAAAGAUGACCAGAUACAACCCAACCCGUGGAGGUCCUUUCCAUUUCCGUGCCCCAUCCAGAAUCUUCUACAAGACCGUCCGUGGUAUGAUUCCUCACAAGACUGCCCGUGGUGCCGCCGCCAUGGAGAGACUUAAGGUUUUCGAGGGUGUCCCACCACCAUACGACAAAGUUAAGCGCGUUGUCGUUCCUCAAGCUUUGAGAGUGUUGAGAUUGAAGCCUGGACGCAAAUACUGCACUGUUGGCAGAUUGAGCCACGAGGUCGGAUGGAAAUACCAAGAUGUUGUUGCGAGACUUGAGGAGAGAAGAAAGGUUAAGAGUGCCGCAUACUACGAACGCAAGAAGGCAGUACGCAAGCAGCUCUCAGUAGCCCAGAAGUCCGCCAAGAUCGAUGAUAAGACCAAGACUGAGUUGGCUGCUCUCGGCUAUUAA
This is a messenger RNA of Sclerotinia borealis F-4128, 609 nucleotides long. The record is from the annotation of a GenBank genome assembly. Lineage: Eukaryota; Fungi; Ascomycota; Leotiomycetes; Helotiales; Sclerotiniaceae.